This is a messenger RNA of Eutrema salsugineum, 1739 nucleotides long. RefSeq names its product transcription factor TCP8. The record is from RefSeq and is a predicted model, not a curated record. The coding region runs from base 228 to 1412 and encodes 394 amino acids. The transcript has a single exon. Gene Ontology annotation, cellular component: nucleus. Gene Ontology annotation, molecular function: sequence-specific DNA binding; DNA-binding transcription factor activity. Lineage: Eukaryota; Viridiplantae; Streptophyta; Magnoliopsida; Brassicales; Brassicaceae.
UAAUUUUUAAUAAUUCCACUUGCUGGAAAAGUCAUCCACCUGCUUUUACAUCAUCAAACCCUUUUUGAGCUUUUCUCAUCUCUCUAUCUCCGAUGUUGAGAAGAAGACAAGAGUCAAACACACCAAGCGAUAUGAAGACGACAAUCGAAGCAUCCAUGGCCGUUUCUCUCUCUUCCUCCAAACCUUAAUUUCAAUUUCUCUCCUUAUCCCUUUUUUCAUAUCGAAACAUGGAUCUCUCCGACGGCGCCGCCGCUAGAGGAGGGAAUUCUCGGCAGCUAGUUGAUCCUUCUCUCUCAAUCGUUCCCAGAUCUACUUCUCUAGAAGACGACACACUCGCUACAACCUCAUCUCCGGCGGUAACGACGACGGUGACUACGAAACGGUCGACGAAAGACCGUCACACGAAAGUCGACGGAAGAGGACGGCGAAUUAGGAUGCCGGCUCUUUGCGCCGCUAGGGUUUUUCAGUUAACGAGAGAGCUUGGUCAUAAAUCCGAUGGAGAAACCAUCGAGUGGCUUCUUCAACAAGCUGAACCGGCGAUUGUAGCUGCUACCGGAACCGGAACCAUACCGGCGAAUUUCUCAUCUCUUAGCGUCUCUCUACGAAGCAGCGGAUCGACUCUCUCUGCUCCGCCGUCUAAGGCGGUGCCUCUCUACGGCGCUCUCGGACUUAGCCACCACCACCAUCAGUACGAGGAACAAGGAGGAGCAUUUGGGGCUCACACACCGCCGCUUCUAGGGUUUCAUCACCAUCUUCAACAGCACCAACACCAUCAGAAUCAGAAUCAGAGGUUAGAUCAAGCUCAAGAGGAAACAAUUCAAGGAACCGACGGUGAGAAUUUCUCGAGAAAACGGUAUAGAUCAGAAAAGGAAAACGAUGAUCGGAAACAGAACGAGAACAAAUCCUUGAAAGAAUCCGAAUCUCCGGCUUCUGCUGCGGCGGCGGCGCCGAUGUGGGCGGUUGCUCCGACGAGUAGAGCCACCGGUGGUAACACCUUUUGGAUGCUUCCGGUACCGACAACCGCCGGGAAUCAACCGGCAGCUAUGGAGAGCAGCAGCAACACCAACCGUGCACAUAUGUGGCCGUUUGUAAACUCUGCCGGAGCUGUAGCCGGAGCCGGAGCUGCGACUCAUUUUAUGGCCGGAACUGGGUUUAGUUUUCCGAUGGACCAGUACAGAGGAAGUCCACUUCAGUUAGGUUCCUUCUUAGCUCAGCCGCAGCAAGCUAUGCCGGACUCGAAUCUUGGGAUGUUGGCCGCUUUAAACGCGGCUUAUCCGAGAGGUGGAAACGCGAACGCAAACCCAAACGCGGAACAGGUAAACAAUGCGGUGGAACAUCAAGAGAAGCAGCAGCAACCGCAACAGAGCGAUCCGGAUGAUGAUAGUAGAGAUGGGAACUCUAAUAGCGAUUGAGCGAUGUUAAAACUGUAAUGUUAUGGAAGCGUUGCGUUUAAUUUGGUGAGAAUUAAUUAUUUAGCGUUUGUAGCGGUUUGGUUGAUUGUUUGUUGUGAGAUUUGUCUGUUUUGUAUUGUAGGCGUUAGUGUGUGAGGGAAUUGUUAGGUUUGGGUCCAAAUGGACUUUGUGGGAAGAGAAUGUUUUCAUUGUAUAGGAGGAAUUAUAGGACCCGUGAUUUCUUUUCUAUUUUCUAUUUUUCAUUUUUAAAUUUUUCAUUGUUGGUUUUCUUAUAUUUUUGUAGGACUUAUUUUGCAAACAUUAAAACAAGAAGAUUUCCGCCAUAUU